UGCUUCAUCUCUUGGGGUGAGCAAGGCAGACGGGACUGCCAGGGCUAACGGAGCCUGUAAGAGCGAUCCUUGCCUGGCUGGCUUGUGCAGGCUGUGAGCUAAAUGCAACUCAGAGAGGCAGCUAUAAAUAGCCAUUCAUUGUCAGUGUGUGUGAAAAGACAAGAGUGAGUGUGCCGGUCUGAUUCAGGCCCAGUUAAACGGCCGUCUGGACAGGACUAUAAACGAAGUCCGCAGGCAACGCCAGGGGCUGGACACUCACCGAAGGGAAGCUGUUCAACGCCGGAGUCGCCUCUGCUAUGGCAAAAAUCAUCUUGAGGCACCUCAUAGAGACCCCAGUGCGUUAUCAGGAGGAGUUUGAAGCUCGGGGCUUGGAAGACUGCAGACUGGAUCAUGCCUUAUACGCACUGCCCGGGCCAACCAUCGAGGACCUGAGGAAAGCCAGAGGCACGCCACAGGCUCUUGCAGAGGACUCAGCCUCCACCGAGACGCCACCCAGAGAAGGCAAAUCCCGCUUCCAGAUCCUGCUGGAUGUGGUCCAGUUCCUGCCCGAGGACAUCAUCAUCCAGACCUUCGAGGGCUGGCUGCUGAUCAAAGCGCAGCACGGGACCAGAAUGGACGAGCACGGCUUUAUAUCCCGGAGUUUCACCAGACAGUACAAACUGCCAGACGGCGUGGAAACCAAGGAUUUGUCCGCCAUCCUCUGUCACGAUGGAAUCUUGGUGGUGGAGGACGCUAAAGGGAUUUCAAGUUGUCUGUUUAUACGAAGUUCAUGUCCGCGGCUGACAUUCGGGGCAUGAAGUCUAGGAUGAGACACGAUUGUUUGAGAAGUUGGAUCUCACAGAUCGGCAUUGUGGUACCAGAACGCUGACAGGUGUGAGUGGGAUACCAGAUCUUCGGGAAGGAUGGGAAGUGGGACACCAUCCGAUCCCCACCAAACAGCGCUGCCCUCAAAGUGAUGACUUAGCCACUCGUGAUCUCUAGAAAUGGCCGGAGGCCUUUUGUCUGGUCUUGAUUUUCCUCCAGAUGACACUUUCCUUCUACCCACGAGAGGAUUUUUUUUCCUUCAAAAAUGAAAAUUUAAUGCAUC
Molecule: messenger RNA, 1087 nt
Organism: Peromyscus maniculatus bairdii (prairie deer mouse)
Lineage: Eukaryota; Metazoa; Chordata; Mammalia; Rodentia; Cricetidae
Gene: Hspb3
Product: heat shock protein family B (small) member 3
Cellular component (GO): nuclear speck; cytoplasm
Source: RefSeq, a predicted model, not a curated record